UGAAAUUCGUAUAUAAAGCGGCCCAAUCUGACCCAAGUUUCAUCAGUAGCUGAAAGCAGGUCCUCUCCCGCCACAUCUACCUACAACGUCGGUCACGAUGCAUUUCGCUUUAUCGAUUAUAGCUUCGUUUUGCCUUAUCGGAUUGGCUCAUUCCAAAUCCGCGGCUCAAUUCAGCCCUGACGGCAAAGGCAAAAUACCAACCAUUUCAAUCGUCGGUGGAACACCGGCUGUCCAAGGCGAAUUUCCCUAUGUGACUGUCUUGCGCCUAAGCAAUUCCCUAUGCGGUGGUUCUUUGAUUGGACCUUCCCACGUCCUGACGGCGGCGCAUUGUUUAACGAGAUUUACUCAGGCAAGCGUGACUAGCUUUAGGGUGUUAAUCAACACGUUGUCGGUGAACGGUGGCGGACCCAAUUCCGUCACCAGAGGAGUGAAGAGAUUCAUCAUUCACGAAGCCUACAACCCUAACAACAACAAUAACGACGUCGCUCUGUUGGUUCUCAACUCGUCAGUUGCAGCCAACAGCACUUUCCUGAAACUUCCAACUGAUCCAGCAGCAACCACAUUGAGAACAACCUCGAGAACAACAACUGGAAGACCAAUUACAACUAAAGCUCCAGCUUGUUCUUGCACGUGUCCAACCACCACCACCAAAAGAGCCGUUGCCGUUACCACAAAAAAACCCGUUGCCGUCCUCCGAGGUUUCAGAAAUUACGCUAACGUGUCGGCCAUCAUUGCUGGAUGGGGAACAACGUCAUUCGGUGGCAGCAUUUCGUCGACGUUGCUCAAAGCUAACGUCACCAUCCUGGACAAUUCCGAUCCGAAAUGCGCUGUAUAUGGGUCGUCAUUCAUCGGGGCUAACAUGUUGUGCGCUGCUGCUCCGGGUAAGGACACUUGCCAGGGUGAUAGUGGUGGACCUAUUUUUGUAAACGGAGUUGUGGUGGGCAUAACUUCCUUCGGAAACGGUUGCGCUGAUCCUAGAUUCGCUGGCGUCUACGCCCGUGUCUCGGCUUACGUUGGCUGGAUUCAAACAACCCAGGCCAACAACCCGUGAUUAUCAUCGUAGAGUUCACCAAUCAAUUUUAUCCAGUUGAGGUGACAAGACCAUAUGAACUAUAUGCGCACUUAUCAUAGCAGUUUGGUGGGCUAGUAUAUUUAGUUACACAAGUUUCCAGUUUUACUUUGUGCAAUUUUGUAAUGGUGUUGGGUCUGUGUGCAUAUGAAAAGUCCUAAUACAAUAUUUGAUUGGACA
Molecule: messenger RNA, 1249 nt
Organism: Daphnia pulicaria
Lineage: Eukaryota; Metazoa; Arthropoda; Branchiopoda; Diplostraca; Daphniidae
Product: trypsin alpha-3-like
Exons: 8
Coding region: 98-1051 (317 amino acids)
Biological process (GO): proteolysis
Molecular function (GO): serine-type endopeptidase activity
Source: RefSeq, a predicted model, not a curated record